Molecule: messenger RNA, 2739 nt
Organism: Mugil cephalus (flathead mullet)
Lineage: Eukaryota; Metazoa; Chordata; Actinopteri; Mugiliformes; Mugilidae
Gene: kcnk15
Product: potassium channel, subfamily K, member 15
Exons: 2
Coding region: 561-1853 (430 amino acids)
Biological process (GO): potassium ion transmembrane transport; stabilization of membrane potential
Cellular component (GO): membrane
Molecular function (GO): potassium ion leak channel activity
Source: RefSeq, a predicted model, not a curated record
GAGCCACGGAAUCUCGGAUUGCUUUCUGAUAGUGUUUGCUACUUUGUUGCUUUUCCAUGUUCCUCCCUCCACUUCUAUGUAGUCACAAUGCCAGAGCCAAGAUGAAGUCCUAGUGAUUGCUGUCCAUGGUGCUGAAGCCUCCUCACGUUAUAUCUACAGGGUCUUCACUUGUUGCACACUGUCGUGGUGGGACUGAACAUCAGUGCCAAGGCGUAUUUCAUAUACAGCAUUCGACGGAUAUAUUAUAUUACGAACAGAUUUUAUUUAUAUUGGCGACUGUUUUGCGCAUGCGAGGAGGCAAACUGAGACCACUUGCUUACACAGAUGAACGCGUUGAGAGCAUCGAUCGCUCUCAACGGGCAGAGCAGAACAUGCGCCGUAACAGAUAAACAAUAAUUUUGAACCUGGCAACACAGACUUCCAGGUCUUAUUUUCCUGACCGCCUCUGCCGUCGCUACGUUUCACGCAACAGGCUGCAACACCUAUGUGGGGUCUAAGCUGAAGAGCGGUACCACCUGUAACCGUGCCUCUGCCUCUCGACUCGCACGCCGACGCCGAGGAUGAAGAAGCAAAACGUCCGGACCUUGUCGCUCAUCCUCUGCAUGUUCUCUUACUUGCUGGUCGGCGCCGCGGUCUUUGACGCGCUGGAGUCCGAGUCGGAGAGUUCCCGCAGACGCAUCCUGGAGCAGAAGCGCAACGAGAUGAAGAAGAAGUACCGUUUCUCCGAGGACGACUACCGUGAAAUCGAGCGAGUGGUGCUGCAAGCGGAGCCCCAUCGCGCCGGCAGACAGUGGAAAUUCGCUGGCUCUUUUUAUUUUGCCAUUACAGUCAUCACCACCAUUGGUUAUGGACAUGCAGCGCCAGGCACAGACGCAGGGAAAGUCUUCUGCAUGUUCUACGCUGUUCUCGGCAUCCCUCUCACUUUGGUCAUGUUCCAGAGCCUGGGUGAAAGGAUGAACACGUUCGUCCGCUAUCUCCUGCACAAGGUGAAGCAGUGUCUGGGCUGCAGACGCACUGAGGUGUCCAUGGAGAACAUGGUCCUGGUGGGCUUCCUGUCCUGCAUCGGAACGCUUUGUGUGGGAGCUGCAGCCUUUUCCCACUUUGAGGGAUGGAGCUUCUUCCACGCUUACUACUACUGCUUCAUCACUCUCACCACCAUCGGCUUCGGGGACUUUGUGGCCCUGCAGAAGAAGGAGGACCUCCAGGAGAAAACACCCUACGUUGCGUUCAGCUUCAUGUACAUCCUGGUGGGCUUGACUGUUAUCGGGGCUUUCCUUAACCUGGUGGUGCUCCGUUUCCUCACCAUGAACACUGAGGACGAGAGGCGAGACGCUCAAGAAAGGGCCUCGCUUAAGAGGGACAGAGGCCUUUUGGAGGGGGCCCUGGGUCUGCGUGUUGUCGGGGACCAGAGGAGGGACAGCCACAGGGAGAGGAACAGGGGCAACGCGGUGCACAGCAACAGCCACAGCACACUGUUCCUCCCGAUGGAGGAAGGAACCAGCCGCACCAACCUCAUCUCCUCUUCGGCGGAGGAUCAGGAGAGACAGAGAAGCCCCUGCAAGCACAGGUUGCAUUUUCCGAUGAAAGCGGGCAGACGCAGGCAGGAGUCGAGCCUCAGCUCCCUGUGCUCCUGCGUGUGCUACCGCUUGGAGAUUUGUAAUAGCCCGGUUAUGUCCCACGGUGGACACCAAGGUUGCCAUAUCAAUUCCGUUUACUACAACUCAGUCUCAUAUAGGAUCCAGGGCUGCUCACCAAGCUCCAGGGGGAACACUGGACUCUCCUCCCCGGGAAGCACGCUCUCACCCGGGCACAGCUACCGGGAGUUUCCUCGUUUAAGGAGAAAGUCAGUUUAAGGAGAAGGAGGUUUGCAUAGACUGUAAAGAGUAUUUUCAAAGGUACCGCAUUUUAUGUUACGUCUUCUUUUUGCAUGUCAGAAGACAAAGAUUCGGUUUAAUAAAUAAGUUGUCUCUUGUGGCUAUUCACAUCAGUUUAGUUUGUAAAGCGAGGAUGAGUUUUCUUCCCAUUAUUUAUGUCAGUGAUUCUUUGCUCGCAGGUAAGCCACAGUGCAUGCUAAAGGGAAUGUGAAUGCAUGAGUGCAACAGGUAUGUACAGGUGUACAAAGUCGGGCUUUUAAUCUACAAUUUUGACAAAAGUAUUUUGGAUAUAACGCUCACGACUGUAUAACUGUUCAGUGGAGAUAUGCAAAACAUGGACUCGGCCCCCGCUUUAGAAAGGAACACUAAAUUUUUCAUGCCACAGCUAGAAGAUGUCAUUAUUCUUUUAUAUUAAAACAUAAAAAAAGGCCUUAAAGAACUCAGUGAAUUAAAAAAAAAAAACUUUUAUUACUAAGCACUGAAGGUGUGAAGUGGGGUGGGAGUGCAUCACUGCACUCUCAUAUAAAGGCAUAAUACUUGUUACAUGACGUGAUGUAGCACACAACAGAUAUGUAGCAGGUUAUCAGUGAACAUCUCACAGGUCUGGACAACGUGAUUUUCCAGCAGAGGUGUCGUUUCUUCGUAGACCAGGUCGUAGUCAGAUUCGAUGUGAGUCUCUUCCAGUAUUGUUUUAUUAAACCAAAGGAAAGGAUGUGUGAGUGUUUUUAUUUGUAUUGAUCAGAGUCUGAUAAAUCACUGCACAAGUCAAAUCGUGGUCCUAUGGGCUUAUUUGCUUUGUGUGUACAGUUGUCUUCCUCCGUUCUGCUUCGUUUUUUUCCUUAUUUAUAUUUGAUUAAAAAAGCAA